Larimichthys crocea (large yellow croaker) is the source of this 3193-nucleotide messenger RNA. It is a transcript of the gene laynb, whose product is annotated as layilin b. The record is from RefSeq and is a predicted model, not a curated record. Gene Ontology annotation, molecular function: hyaluronic acid binding. The transcript is spliced from 7 exons. Lineage: Eukaryota; Metazoa; Chordata; Actinopteri; Sciaenidae. Bases 162 to 1259 code for a protein of 365 amino acids.
CUUCACGAGUCGACCCACUUUUGACUGGACAGACUCUGCUGCCUCUGUCAUUAGUCUGAGAUUAUCACAGGGUUUAUAAAUCGGAAGUUUAUCUCCUAACAAACUACUUAACACUUGAUUUUACGGCUGAUCGUCCAGAACACUCGGGUGAACAUGUAGAGAUGGAUCUUAUGAAGCUGUUUGGCACUGUUAUCGCCGUUUUGUUCCACCCUGGAUCCGCUUCUAAAAUAAAUGGCCAAAGGAUCUGUCGACGUGGGACAGAGCGCCCAUGCUACAAGGUGUCCUACAUCCAGGACAGCCGGCGCAGGCUGACCUUUGAGGAUGCCAGGCUCGCCUGCAGGAUGGAUGGAGGCGAGUUGCUCAGCAUUGAAACGGAGAGCGAGCAGCAACUGAUGGAGAGGUUCAUACAGCAGCUACAGGCUGGAGAUGGAGACUUCUGGAUCGGGCUCCGCCGCAGCCCACAUCGGUACAGAGCAGGGACCACAAGCCCAGGUUGCCCCUCACAGUACUAUUGGCUGGAUGGAAGCAAGGCCAAGUUCAGGAACUGGCACUGGGAUGAGCCAUCGUGUGGUGGGGAAAUGUGUGCGGUUUUGUACUACCAGCCCUCUGCACCACCUGACGAAGAAGGUCAUUUCCUCUUCCAGUGGAAUGAUGACAACUGCAACUCCAAGAACAAUUUUGUCUGCAAAUACCCGGAAGAAAAAGUACCAGUAUUUACUGUGGAAAGGAACACAGCGCAUGCAGCUCCGUCUCUGGGGCCAGACAUUUUCUCAACUACAGAAACCGAUGAGAGGCUAAAGAUAGGACUACCUGAGUCAUCAGUGUCUCUCUCAGACAACACGCUGUAUGUUUCCUACAUCCUUUAUGCAACUAUUCCUGCUCUGCUGCUGCUGCUGUUUGCAGCUACUGGGUUCUUCUGCUACAAGCAGCAUGCUAAGAGACGGAAGACAAAAACACAAAGCAAUCCUAGCAGAUCCAAACCGUGGACGUCGACAACAGCUUCACCUUACGCCAUACAAGGACCAUAUGCCUUUAGUGACAUUACCAAACUGCCUCACACUGGUGUGGACAGCAGCAUGCCAGCAGACAUCAUGACAAAGUAUCCCAGUGCUCCUCCCCAGGACUCCCAGUGUGACGACUAUGAGAACGUGUCAUGUGCAGUCAGGGAGAGCGGCUUUGUAACCAAUGACAUCUAUGAGACCUGCAAGGCUCAGAGCCAGCGUCAAACUGGUUGGGUGGAAAACGAGAUCUAUGGAUAAAACUGUUGAUGCCCAUCUGGGCUAACAAAUAUGACCCAGCUAGACAGAGGACACAGUGUUCUCCGUUCCUUUCUUUGUGUACACCUGACUGUUUACUUGUGUGAUGCAGGAUCACUUAAUGUGGCUGUGAUGCUCUGGACAUAGCAUAUUUUAAUUUCCUAUGUAUAUUGCCAGCUCUCCAUUCUAAGUGAAAUUAAUGCUUAGAGAAUGGUUUCUCAAAAUAAUGUAAAUUGCAACUCCGUAUUCAUGUCCCAGAAGCAAUGGAAAGGUUCGAAAAAUGGUUGCCAAAUUGUGAAAUGCCUUUGGAUUUAAGAGUAACAGAUGUGUUAUAUAAAAAUUAUAAUACAUUUCAGAUCUUAUUCAUAAAUGUUAUUAAACAAGACUAAGAGUCUACAGCCAGUCAUUAGCAUGUAUGAGGUUUACCAUGUUUAUUGUCUUAGUGUUUGCUAAUUAGCUCUAAACACAAAGCUGAGGCUGAUCAUUCGUUUUGCAGGUGUUUGAUUACAAACUGAAGUUUUAAAUUGAUGGAAAGGGGAUCAUCAAAGCUAUUAUAAUCCUGAGGGGGACAUGGAUGUGUGGGUUCCAAAUUUCUUGGCCAUCCAGCCAAUAGCUGUUGAGAUACUUCACUCAAAAGUACAAAUGUUAAUCCUAUGGUGGCACUCUGUUAUUGUAAUACAGUCAAAAGAAAGCCUCUGACAAAUCGUGAAACUUCACAGCAGUUUCUUUUUGCAGUGGCAUUAAUGAGCUCAGAUAAACAGAAAUGAGUCAGGUCAUUGCUGAUAUAUUUAUCAUGGUGGUUUGCACAUUUACCCUUGGGAACAAGUUUUGAGGAUUCACACAAGGUUACUCAUGUUAUAAACAAUCCAGAAUUAAACUUCUCAGCCAUUUUCCAGUCACGUCAUCGUGUUAUGACACACAAAGACAAAAUGAUCCUGUUGGCACUCUACAGCAGUGGAGUUGACUAUUUUUUCUCUAAACCUGAGAGGUGGUGUCAUUCCCAUAAGGCUUCCUGUUUGGACUCUGAUGUCAGGGAACAGGACAGUACAUGCGGAAACACUGAUGACAGAACUGUGCUGACCCCAGUAAACCUCAAAGCUGUGGGCUUUCCCAACUCCACCUGACUGUGUGAGAAACUCAACCCUCCCACUGAUCUGACAGAAACUUUUUAGGAGUAUGGAAACAUGUCAUGCACUCAUUCAUCAGUGUUUGCUUCUAAAAGAAUAUGCCUGCUUUUGUAAAUUUGUAAACUAAUCAUGGAUAUACAUUACUGAACCCAAAUGCCUGUGUUAUAUCUGAGUGUGUACUGUGUGGGCUGUUGGGUUGGUGUCUUGGAAAGAUGUAGCAAGCCCAGUAAGGAGAGGCUGAGUGUGUUCUUGGAGAAUGUAAGACAGGAAAUGCCAAAAGCACAUCUGGAACUCUUACAUUCAGGAAGUCUAUGCGUGACAGCGAAGGCCUUCGACGUGCUGCUCUGCCUGCCCGCUUAGUAAUCCACUGUUCUGUGUUUGACUGUCACUGCAUGAGCUGAAGAGAAGCUGGCUGUAUCUCAAACACGGCAAGACUUCUGGGUGUCAAAUAAAGUUUGAUUACGAAAUAUUGUGGCCGGAUUUCUCAUCUAACUAUUACAUGGGAUUACUCAAAUGAGUGUAGGAGUGUGACAUUAGAUGUGGGUGAGUGUUACUCAAACACAAAUACAACUGUACUGAGAGCAGCAGUAUGUUUAAAAAAAAAAAAAAGGAAAUGUGCAGCCUGGCUUCAAUUUGCUAUUUUUGCCAACAGAUGGUGCUGUUAUGUUGCUGACCAAAGUGUCUUUGUGGCUGAUAAAAUGUCUCACAUGAGGCCUUGCAGGCAACAUUAUAAUGCCAUAUAUUUAUAAUAUGUUUUUGUAAUGAUGUUUUAUUGUGAUGCUUUUUUUCUGGAUUAUAUAAAAAAAAAAA